Molecule: messenger RNA, 6099 nt
Organism: Wallemia mellicola CBS 633.66
Lineage: Eukaryota; Fungi; Basidiomycota; Wallemiomycetes; Wallemiales; Wallemiaceae
Exons: 6
Biological process (GO): maturation of SSU-rRNA from tricistronic rRNA transcript (SSU-rRNA, 5.8S rRNA, LSU-rRNA); positive regulation of transcription by RNA polymerase I
Cellular component (GO): t-UTP complex; small-subunit processome; 90S preribosome
Molecular function (GO): snoRNA binding
Source: RefSeq, a predicted model, not a curated record
CGAUGAGCAGUCUGCAGGACCAAAUAGCUCAGCUCGCGAGCUACGACGCAGAUAAGAUAAAUAAGCCGUCAAAAAGAGAUUCUUAUCUCUUCCAGCCAGAUCAAGCUGCAGAUCUCGACGUUGGUGAUGUACAUCUCCUCGCCAUUGGAGGAUUUGACCAGUUGAAAGAGCUCGAUAAGUCUUUUGAAGAUUUCGAUACACCUCUCUUUGGAGAACCAACAAAGGAUCUCGAUAGAACAUCGCUCAAUCAAUCAGAAGUUGAUCAUCUGAAUACAACUCUCAAUAGAUUCCUAGUAAAACUUAGCCCGCACUUGCCUACUAGAGCAGCUGCCAAGGUUUUAGAAUGGUUGAUUAGAAAAUUUAGAGUACACGAGUUUAAUAUAGACGCAACAUUAAUUGCAUUCCUUCCUUAUCAUGAUUCAAGCAGCUUCGCAAAGAUUUUGCAGCUCCUCAAGAUCCCAGCUGCAGCAAACAACAACAAGUAUUCGUUCUUGCUCCCAGUCAAGAAGUCACAGCAAUCACUCCAGAGAACCAUCCUUAUUAGAGCAAUUAGAUCCGAUUUAGAAGUACUCAAGCUUGUUUGCCAGUCUUUACCAUCCGCACUCGAGGUUGUCUCAACUCAUAGACCAUUGUCUUCUUUCUGGACAGUCACUUUGUUAGAGUACAUCCAACAAUCGAGACAAAUUGCAGAUGGUGAAUUGACAACCCUUUAUUCCUCUAUUAGGGCCACUCUUCGUAACAAAACGAGCAAGGAUGCACAAUACGCUGCAAGGAUGGUCUUCGUUGUUUUAGCACAGAAGAUGGCUCUUGGAGAUAAGCUUCUCGCGUCACUCAUGGUUGCCAUGCUCAAGACCGUUGACGAUGGUAAGACUACUGACAGCGAAGCUGAUCAAGUUUUGCUCACCGUCUUUGCAAUCAUCGACGCCCAAGGUGUUCAAGUUGCACAAGAAGACUACGCAAAACGCAUUUUGUCAAUCUCUGAUCUCGGUAAUCGUCUUUUAGGCUACCUUGAUAACUACAGCGUCGACAAAGGCAUAGCAAGUCUCAUCCCAGCAUUCAUGGUUAAGGCUAAAGACAACGAAUCUGCUAGAUCCACACUCACUACUCUUUUGGAAUCACCAAAAUUGUCCAAGAUUGUGGGUCAAGCGAUCUGUGAUGCACUUGUCCAUCAUGCAGCUUCAGAAGAGUACAGCUCAUUGAUCAGUCUUGCUUACCAAAGAUGGGGAGAGACUUUCGACAAUUCCAUCCAAAAGUAUCAAAUUUCUCUUAAUGAUAAUCAACGCAAGGAAUUGUUUGCUGCACUUACAUCUGCUAACUCAGGUGGUAUGCAUGCGACAGUAAACACUGGUGAUAACGCUACAACACUAUUCUUGUCAACAAAUGCAGCAGAUAACACAACCCGUGCAUUGGCCGUAUCACACCUCCUUGAUCAAAUCAAAUCCAAGCAGAUUGAUGAUAUGAAGUUUGUUCAAGACACCUUGGUUGCUAGACUUAUGGAUGAUGUCCCAAGUAUCGUUUUGAGUGUCUACUCACAUCCUUCUAUUGUACUUGAUAAUGUUCCUGCUGAAACAAUCUUGGAGACGAUUGAUCAAUCACUCAAAAGUCAGUAUGUACAAACGGAUGUUAUACUAGCACAUGUGGGAUUCCUCGCCAAACAUUUUGCCCGUCGUCACAAAGACACGUCAAUUCUUCCUGUCAUUUGGAAGCAUCUUUUGGUUACCUCGAAGAACCUUCCAAUUAGCGAGAAGGUAUGGCGUCUCAUUAAGGAGUCAAACAUUAAGGAGGGUGCCCUCAAGGGAACUGCGGACGCUGUCGUUAAAAGACUUGAUGAGAAGGAUCACAAGAAUGUCAAUCACGUCAUUGCUCAAUCAUUAUCUAAAAACUUGUUAAAGGAUCAUGACAUCCUCGUUGACUUUAUAAGCAAGGGUCAAGCUCACAACACUCGUGCACUUGGUUUGUUAGUUGCAUCACACGUUCUUCAACAAGUCUCUCGCGAGUCUAAACUCAAAUUAGCAGCUAAGAUUCUUGACAACGCAACUAUUGCUACACUUGAGAACCCAUUAGUUAAUGAUACUCCUGUUAUCACCUCCGAGAAUGUUUCUUCGAUGUUAUUCAAGAAACCAAACUCAGACACCACGGAGCACUUCGUUGUAGCUUUGGCAGUAUCUACUGGUAUUGCGGAUAUCGCUUUACCAGAGAUAUCAUGGCUCAGUAGAUCAUCAAGAGAUGCAAACAAAGCUGAAACUGAAUUUAGCUAUGCUGUGUACAAACUUGGUAAUGCACCAUAUGUAUUGACAAACUUGGCAACUAUCUUACUCAGAUCAUUAUUUGUUGCUUUGAGAGAGACAACUCUUAGUUUCCUCGCUUCAAUAUACACCAACAGGCAAUACAGUGACCAUAUCAGAAAUGCGGCUAUCAAACACACUGACGCCUUUUUGAAGGUCUCCGCAACGGCUGAAGCAAAAGUUGAUUUCCAAACUAUUCUUCCAUCAGUUUUGAUUGCACUUCAAGAUCCAAUCAAGGAUGUACGUCUUGGAGCCAUCCACUGUUUAAGAACGCUGUCAAAAUCCAAUUGUACAACUGGCGAAAUCUACGCUUUCGAUAAGAUCUACGGUUCUAACUCUAAGCAUAUCCAAUACCUUGGUUCAGAUGAGGUGCAGGAAUACUGCAAGAGUAUCUACGAUGAGAAUGACAGUUUCGUUACUGAUGAGACAUACCUGAAGACUUUCCAUUCAUCCCUACUUGGUAAGAACAAGAGUGAAAAGAAGAUCUCAAAGAAACUUAAAGUUAGUGUCAUAUGCUAUCUCUUUUCACAUGUAGUUGGAUGGCAAGAUAUCGACGCAAGAUGUGUGUUAUUAGAUUCACUUGUGGAUAUUUGGGAUUCAAACAGAUUGGUCACCUUGAUGCCACUCAUUAAGUCACUUCUACAAGCCAAAGAAAAUGAUACUGAAUUGGUCCUUUUGAAUUCAUCAAAUGACGUAUCCAAAGAGAAGGUUAUCGAUGCUGUCUUCUCUUCAUUCAGUAAGAGCGCAGCAAAGAGCUUGCUGAACGAAAACGUAGAACUUUAUGGCUUGUUCAGAAACUCACUUCGUAAGAUUGAGUACUCUACGUAUGUUUUGAGACGUCUCCAAGACGGUGUCUUUGCUGCACUCGGCGACACAAUCAAACUCGAAGUAUCAAAGGAUUUGAUGGAUAUCGUCGAAGGAUCUGAUAUACGUCUUGCGCAAAGAACAAGUGACUCUCUUAAGCGUAUUGCAUUGGAUGAGGUUACCUACACUUCCCUCCUUCAAUCCACUAGAGCAGAGUUUGGAAAUGGCGCCGAAGAAGUUGAACCACCAACAUCCAAGCGCAUUCGUACAGAAAAGACAUCUAAUGAAACCUCACAUACUGGUCUCCUUGCUCGCUUAACCAGCAUCUUCGAUUGGGUCGGUUCCUUAUCAGCUGAAGACUCACCAGAGCCUUCUGUACAAGCUUUAGUUACUACUUUCGAAACACUUGCUCAAGUUACAGAGAUCCACGCAACCGUUGCUGGUUCAAACGACAGCAGUGAAGUCGAUUAUGUUGAACAAAUGUGCUUGAGUCAAUUGAAAGAAUGGAGUGAAUCUAUUGAGGAUUGGACCAACCUUGCACAGGCUAUCCGCAUUGACACUGUUGUUAAUGUCAUCAGAGUUUCGAAGAACCCACAAACAUUCCAACAAGCAUUGUUACUCAUUUCUGCUCUUGCCAAAUUGGCACCAGAUAAUGUGCUUCAUAAUGUCAUGCCAAUCUUUACUUUCAUGGGUGCUAAUAUCCUUCAACGUGAUGAUAGCUUCUCCUUUAACGUCGUUCAAAAGACAAUUGAAGGUGUCGUACCAGUCGUAGUAAAUUCACUUAACAGUCAAGCUAAGGAUCAAGAAUCUCUCAUGCAUGCUUCAAAACCAUUCUUGAUGACCUUCACAGAUGCGGCAAACCAUAUACCAAAGCAUAGAAGGUUGGUUCUCUUCAGUUUCUUAGUGGAAGUCCUCGAUCCAAUCAAGUAUUUAUCCACUAUCUUGAUGUUGCUCGUUGAUAAAGUUGCCAACAAAGUUGUUAAAUCAACCAGCGAAAGACAAGCACCAAUUGUCCUCCCAUUGGGUAUUUUAACUGCAUUCGGUCCACAAGAACAGUUGACUUCGCUUGAGAGGAUUCUUACGGAGAUUUCAUCAUUCGAGAAACGCCUCAGUGGUGCUCAAAAUGAAAAGGUCUUCUUGGAUAGAUCAGUUGAUGAUAAGACAAAAGAUAAGGCUACAUUAUGGAAACGUCAGUCACUCGCUUUGUUAUACUUCGUUGAACAGGCUUUCCAAAUUAAUAAAAUCAAGAGUGGUGUCGUAAAGUCAAUUUUGAGCGAUAACGUUAUCGAAAAUAAGUUGGUGUCUAUCAUUAGACAGCUCCUCUUACUCGGUUCUGAUGAGUGUAGCAAUGACGAAAUGAGAAACCUUGCGAAAGGUACACUCAUUAGUGUUCUUAAUGUCAUUCCAGUUGCAUCAUUUACUAGAAUCGUUAAGGAGUUACUCAGUUCAUCCAAUGAGAAUGUCCAACAUGGUGCUCUCCAUGUUCUCAGCAUUCGCUUGAAAGGUGUAAAAGAUUCACACCGCCAACAAGUCUCAGAAGCUGUUGUUUCAGCUGCUCAUCUUGCACUUAACUUGCUCAAGGCUAAGAACGCAAAAUCCGGAGAUAAGGACCUCGCUUUGAGCGCACUUAAGACCAUUGCUGAUACAGCUGUCAACGCUGAGCUCUCUGUCUUGUCGAAAUCUGUGUCAUCAGUUUUAGAAUUCGCCGAAGGUACUCAAAAUCCUGUUUCUGCGUUCUCAUUACUCGAGUCACUUACUCCAAAGUUGCAAACAAGAUUGAUUCCACAUCUUAAGCAGAUCAUCGAGGUUUCUAAGAGAGCUAUCGAAAAUGACCGUAGCGUUGAAGCUGCUCUCAACUGCAUCAGAAGUGUCGUAAACAAUUUGCCUACAUUCGUCGGUGUUUACCUGAAGGAUAUAUUCAAUGUUGUCUUCAACAACAUAGUCAUUGAGAAGCAAGCUGAUGAAAUUCAGACUUUGUUGAAUGCACUUAGCAGACGUGUACCAAGCAAAGACCUCAUUGUUGCUUUGAAGGACGAAUGGGAAAGUGUCCUACAGACCUCUAGCCAGGAUUCUGUUGAGGCGUUCCUUUACCUCUUCAAACGUGGUCUCCACGCAGCUGAUAGAAGCUACAUUAUGGAGAACCACAAAAAGCUUUUCAAAAUGUUCUUGGAAGUAUUUACUGUUAGGACCUACGCGAAUGAGAAGCAGAUGGAUAGCGUUCUUGUUGAGGAUUCCGCCAUAGAGGCCUUCGCUGAGAUUGUCGUUAAGAUUAAUGAAUCUACUUUCAGACCUAUCUUCAAACGUUUCUACGAUUGGGCAGUUGUUGAUCUUUCUGAGGAAGUCAACAAGAAGGAUACUUUCAACGAUCGUCGUAUUACCUUCUAUAGAGUUUUCAACUCACUCCUUGAUAACCUUAAGGCUAUUAUUGCACCAUAUACUGCAAUUUGCUACGACCAUACUCUCGCCCUUUUGAAUGAGUACACAUCAAAGUCAUCAUCAUCAGCAUAUCUAUGGGAAGCUGCCAUCAGCACAAUUGCAAAAUCAGUAAAAAUGGACAGAGGUACAUUCUGGACUGAAGAGCGUAUAGUUAAGGUGUCAGAUAUCCUUGUUGCGCAAAUUAAGGUCCAACCAUCAAUGACUAAAUCUGGUAUACGUAGAGAUGUAACCUCGAAUGCCAUCGUUGAGACUGCAAACUCAUCAAGAACUGAUUCAACAUUGAGAAGAAUCAAUGGUGGCGUCUUACUCAACAUGAGAGACGAUAGUGCAAUUGUCAAGGUCGUCGCACUGGAGAUCACGCAAGAUUUGUGGAGAGCUAUACCAGACAGGAUGAUAGGCUUUAUUGCUGAAACCGUUUCAUCUUUCCUUACUGAAUGUCUCGAAGAUAGUGAUGAAAGGGUCGUCGACAACGCUAAGAAGUUGCUCAAACAAAUCGAAGAAGAGACCGGUGAAUCACUUGAAUCUUAUUUAAUUUAGAUUGUAAAAAGGAAUUAUUAUUUAUUUUAUAUUUUUU